Molecule: messenger RNA, 5810 nt
Organism: Ictalurus punctatus (channel catfish)
Lineage: Eukaryota; Metazoa; Chordata; Actinopteri; Siluriformes; Ictaluridae
Gene: arhgap36
Product: Rho GTPase activating protein 36
Exons: 12
Coding region: 377-2317 (646 amino acids)
Biological process (GO): signal transduction
Source: RefSeq, a predicted model, not a curated record
CAAGCACAGUGCACUGCUGCACGUUAGAGGCCCAUAUUUUAUCAAAGUGGAACACACACACACACAAACACACACACACACACACACACACACACACACACACACACACACACACACACACACACACACAUGUGCACAGAGCGCCCUGCAGAGGAAAGCCUGCUAUCACUUUACAGAUACACAGCCACACGGAGGAUGUUCUGAUGGACUCCUAGUCUUUGAUAGUCCCUAGGUCAGGCAUGUCUGUGCUCAUGGGGUCCUACUUCACACCGGAUGUCUGAGUCUGACCCUUCCAGGUGGUGGGCACAGAAGCAAGAAAAGUGGAUUUUCAUCUGUGGUUUAAAUGCUUGAUGGCAGUCUGUGCUGCUGAGGUGGAAUGGUUUUAUUUUUGGGAUCUCAUGGAGCCUCAUCUACAGUGAUGCAGCCUGAGGAGCCUGUGCGGCAGGAACUGCAGUUUUAUUAUGUGGGUGACCACAUGUGGGCCACUAUGUUGGGGCAGAGCGUAAAGCUGCAACCGGUGGCCAUUCAGAGCCUGUCAGAACUGGAGCGAGCCCGGUUACAGGAGGUGGCCCUCUAUCACCUAGAGGAGAGAGAGCUGGACUUCAAGAUCAGCAUUCCCAAAGAGAUUCGCAAGAUGAGGAAGUCACUAAGAAGAAAAUUUGAUUCCUUUUCCAAGGAAAAGAAAGAAAGAGAAACAGCCCCCAAGGCGUUUGGGAUUCCUCUCUCACAGGUGAUCGCUAACGAUCGGGCCUAUAAACAGCGACAGGAUGCUCUGAAGGAGAGCCGCCGGGAUUGUCUGGAGUUGGAGGCCAGCGUCAUGCACUUCCGUGCUGAAAAACGGCAGCAGAAUGGAAACCGGCCCCUGGUGAGCACAGCCUCGACCUCAGGCGAUGCAUCCUCAUCGCUUCUGGAGCUCCACAGCAAACCGCUUUCACCAACUUUCCUGGACAACAGCUCUCGCAGCCACAGACGGGGAGGAUUGUCCGUGGACUCCAUCUCAGACUUGGUGGAAAGUCAGUCCAGGCUUCUGGAGGCACUGCAGCUCUCUCAUCCUAAUGAAUUGGACAUCAAGAAGACGCCAGCGGGCCGCACACAGACCAAGCUGAGCCUGAACCCCAUUUACAGACAGGUGCCACGUGUCAUGGAGCGCUGCUGCCAGCACAUACACACAUACGGGUUGCAGACGGUGGGGAUUUUCCGAGUAGGAAGCUCCAAAAAGAGAGUCCGCCAACUGCGUGAGGACUUUGACAGUGGAACAGAUGUUGUAUUGGAUGAUGAACACAGUGUUCAUGAUGUGGCAGCACUAUUAAAGGAGUUCCUGAGGGACAUGCCUGACCCUCUGCUGCCCAGAGAGCUCUACUGCGCCUUUCUGCAUGCUAACAAUUUGUGGGGCGCUGACCAGUUGACAUACCUGCAGCAGCUCUUGUACCUGUUGCCUCCAUGUAACUGUGACACUCUGCUGAGGCUGCUGAAUUUAUUACACACAGUUCAGGAGCACGCUCAUGACUCCGUCGGCCCUGACCAGCAAGAGAUGCUGGGUAAUAAGAUGACAGCAGGUAACCUGGCCGUGAUUUUUGGGCCCAACCUCCUGCAGAAGGAGAAAGGAUCAGAUAAAGACCUGAAACCUGAGGCAAUGGGCAUCGAGGACAGUGCUGCCAUCAUCUCGGUUACCCUGCUCUUUAUACAGCAUUACAAAUAUCUCUUCAUGGUUUCAGCAGAGCUCCAGCAGGAGGUGCUUAUGAGUCUCAUUCAGACUGAUCCAGACGUCAUUGACUACCUGCUACGCAGGAAACUCAGCAGUGUGACAGUGGAGCCAGAUCUGGGACUACGCAGGGACACUCAGACGUCUCUGGACUCAGUGGGUCAGUCCAGUGAUGACAUGUCACCUAUCGAGCCUGUGUCCCCCUUCUUCAUAGACUCAGCUGGGGGAAGCAGUCUGAGCAACGAGGUUUUUUUCAACGCAUUACGUCUCAGCACCAACAGCAAAUGCUCUUCAGAUGACUCACCCAAGUCCAUAGCAAAGAUGCGACAGUUCCAUUCCCAUCACAACCUGUUGAGUCUUGUCCAACCCUCCACCCAGCUCCAACUUGAUGAGCGAGAGCUGCAGAGAGGCAAGGGGCUGCUCAAUCCAGUCGAGGGUCUACAGUACAGUCUCCAGCCACAGGAAGACACCUCCCAGCCCCAGAGCUUGAAAGAAAGGAGUGUGUGGGUGCGACAGGGCUCCAACGCCUCCUCCACCUCAGAAGACAGCAAGCAGCCAAGCAACUUCUGGGACUUUUUCACUGGCAAGGUGUCGGGCUCAGAGACUGUAGUAUGACCCCUAUAUGGGCUAAUGUAGUAUGCAUAGUCUAUGUGGACUCCUUCACCUGCUUCCUAGAGACUGAAAUACUCCCCUAAAGCAGAAACACACCUUAUAAUAGAAUACCUUGUUGAUAUUUUAUAUAUUUUUGUAAUCCUCGCUAAUCCUCCUGCUCCCUUUUUUUUAAGUUCCCAUGCAGUGCAUGUUCAAAUAAGGCUAUGUUAUAAACUCCAGGAGAGAAAUGAAGGCACUGUUUACCAGAAAUAUAUAAACCUAAAAAGAAACGAUUACGUGUAGAAAGUGUCAAAAUGAAUGUGACCACAGAGCUCUAAAAAGAGGAAUUUCACUGCAAUGUUUGCUACGUAAGGGCCGUUACCGUAGAGAUUCUUAUUAGAGUAUAUAGUACAUAGUAUAGUAUAUAGUACACUAUAGUAAAGGCUGUUCAUUAUUCACAUACGAGGAAUAUAUUUUACAUACAAGAAUUCAAGCAUUCAUUUUGUGAACAUUUUUUUUUCUAAAUGUCCAUAAUGAAAUAACUCCCACAGAGCUGGUUUCUCAAAGGAACCUCAAGUACCAAGACCAUUGCACAUCACACAACCUUCUAAUACUUGCUCCCAACUUUCACACUACGUGAGCUGCAAUUCCCAAAUCCCUCGUCUUAGAUUCAACCAUUUUGGGCUAAGAAGUCUGACCUAGUUCAUUACAAACGAAUGGCUUCAUUAAUAUGUUAUUUUUAACUGUCAGAGGUUUUAUCAGUGUGGCUGAAUAUUGGAGUUCUGUUCAUUUUUAACUAAUUUAAUCUGCCUUUUUCAACGUAAACUUAUUGUUACUCGUGGAUGGAAUACAUUUGUGUGGUGACCUGGGAAAACCCUUCACACUAAUAAGGUAUUGGAACAGCAAGGCCAAUUCUUUUGUUUUUGCUAUACACCGAAGACAUUUGGGUUUGAGAUCAAAAGAGUUGAUAGAGCACAAUUUCAGCUUUCAUUUCCUCAUAUUUAUGUAGCUGUGAUAACCAAACUUAGAACAUGGCACCAUCCCAUUUUUUGGUGAGCAAAAGUAUAGGAACAGAAAGUCUGAAAGGAAAUGAAAGUAAAUGACACUUAAUAUUUAGUUGCAUAUCCCUUGCUUGCAAUAACUGCAUCAAGCCAGUGACCCACUGACAUCACCAAACCGUUGCGUUCUUCUUUAGCGACGCUUUUCCAGGCCAGACUUUUACUCUAGCUUGAUUCAGUUGUUGUUUGUUUUGGUGGGAGUUCUCCCUUCAGUCUCCUCUUCAGGAGGUGAAAUGCAUGCUCAAUUGGGUUAAGGUUUGGUGAUUGACUUGGCCUGUCUAAAACAUUCAACUUUUUUCUCCUGGUGAAAUUGUUUGUUGAGUUGGCAGUGUGUUUUGGGUCAUUGUCUUGCUGCAUGAUAAAGUUCCUCCCAAUUAAAUUUGAUGCAUUUCUCUGUAAAUUAGCAGAUAGAAUGUUUCUGCAGACUUCUGAAUUCAUUCUGCUGCUACCAUCAUGAGUUACAUCAUCAAUACAGAAUAGUGAGCCAGUUCCAGAUGCAGCCAUGCAAGCCCAAGCCAUGCCACUACUUCCACCAUGCUUGAUUGAUGAGCUUGUGUGCUUUGGAUCAUUUAGAUCCUUUCUUUCUCCACACUUUGGCCUUUCCAUCACUUUGGUAGAGGUUAAUCUUGGUUCCAGAACUUUUGUAGCUUACUGCUGAUGAGUGGUUUGCAUCUUGUGGUUUGGUCUCUAUAUUUCUGCACUUGAAGUCUUCUUCAAACAGUGGAUUGUGAUACCUUCACCCCUGCCCUGCAUGUGAAAUUUGUUGGUGAGGUCACUGACUAUUGUUUUUGGGUUCUUCUUCAUAGCUCUCACAAUGUUUCUGUCAUCAACUGCUGCUGUUUUGCUUGGUCAACCUGUUCCAUGUCGGGUUGUUAGUACACCAGUGAUUUCUUCUCUUUUUUUCUUGAACAUUACAAAUUGUUGUAUUGGCUAUACCCAGUGCUUGUGGAAUGGCUCUGAUUGAUUUCCCCUCUUUUACAGCUUCAAAAAGGCUUGAUUUUCUCCCAAAGACAGCUCUCUGGUCUUCAUGUUGGUUGGUUAAUCCUUUUUAACAUGCAAACCCCAGGGCUCAAACCAAGAGUGCACAUUCAGAGCUAUUACCUGUUAAAACAAGCAAUCGAACAGGGCACACCUGGGCAACAAGAAACACCCAUCAGUGACAUUUUUCCAAUAUUUUUAGCCUCUUGAAAAUGGGUGGGUUCAAAUGAAAGGUGUUAUGUUCAAAAUUGUUUAACACAUCUAGUUGUAAAUAUCAGGAAGUGAAAGCUGAAAUUCUGAUAUUCAUCUUUUGAUCUCAAACCCAGAAGCCUUCAGUGUACAACAAAAACAAAAGAACUGACCUUGUUGUUCCAAUACUUUCAGAACUUACUGUUUCUCUCCGCUCACAACCAGAAGUAAAGUUAUAGCACUUUAACCUUCUAGCACUCUGUUUAUCCCUGUAAGCAAAAAGAGAGAAAACUGCAUUUAAAGAUAUUCCAACUAAGGACACUGAAGCAUCGCAGACAUUUGGGGAUAUUUAUGGUAUUUUAAGGUUGAGUUGUCAAAAUGGUUUAUAGACAGAAAAUCCAGAUUUCAGCCAAAAACCUGUUUUUUUUUCUGCCAGAAUUCAGACAGGUUUUUCCAGACUGCCACAAAUAUUAAUUACAGCAUGCUUUCAAUUGAAAGGGGGGUGGGGAGGGGGGCUUAUUGAGGGCAGCUGUAGCCCAGGUGGUAGAGCAGGUUGUCCACUAAUUGCAGGGUUGGCAGUUUGAUCCCCAGCCCCUCCAUAUGCCAAAGUGUCCUUGGGUAAGACAACGAACCCCAAGUUGCUCCCGAUGGCAGUAUAGCACCUUAAGAGUGAGAGUGAGUGAGUGAGUGUGUGUGUGUGUGUGUGUGUGUGGGAGAAUGGGAGAAUGUGAAACAGUGUCAAAUGCUUUGUAGAACUGGUUAACAUGUGCCACAUAAAGCACAGACCAUUCAAAUUAAAAUUUUAACAUUUUCACAUGAAUGAAAUGUUCACUGGUUUGAUAACAUUACUCAUAUUACAGUAAUGCUGAAAUAAUACUAUAAAUGAAUUCAGUUAAUGAAACCUGUAUGUAAAUCUACCAAAGCUGAGAAGAAAUUCCAUUUGAGCGUGAGAAAUGUUAAAGCUGACUCUACAUCAGUGCAGAUAUUUAUAUAGAGAAUAUUCACAGGUUUAACGGAAGAGCGCAUUUGGACUGCAUUUAAUCUGAGAACCAUAAUUUGCAGAGUUGAAAUGGAAUUAAUACCAAUAUGCCUUUGCAGUUUACUUUUUCCUGCUCUAACUUUGAAAGUAACGUUUUUAUUAUCCCAUGGCUGCAUUUCAGUGCAUUUCUAGUUUCCUCCUCAUUUCAGAAACUCUGUGGUCUUCUGGCCAAGGCAGCUGCUUUUAUCUCCUUCAGAGAUUGAGAUUUGUGUACCGAUAUUCACACUGCUUUCGAAUAAAAGUAUAAUCUUAA